Notodromas monacha is the source of this 1423-nucleotide messenger RNA. The record is from the annotation of a GenBank genome assembly. Lineage: Eukaryota; Metazoa; Arthropoda; Ostracoda; Podocopida; Cyprididae.
CGUAUUUGAGCAGGCAUUUCUCAAAAUCCAGGACGAUAACCAUUUCGGCCGUUCUGGAAGAUUUGAGGCAAUAGAAUCAAUUUGCUUUCCUCGAAAUAAAAUGUCGUUUGGGAUUAUCAUGCUUACCUUCGUGUUGCCUCAGAGUUUCGUGCGCGGAGUAGAAUGUCAAGGAAAUCAGCAAACGGCCGAAGUAUUCCCACCCAGAGACAGACUCGAGGCUUGUGUGAAGCUCUGUGUCUCUGUAGAUCCAUCCAAUGGGCGAGUUACGUUCACCGGAGGAAACACCGACUGCCUUGACGCGUGCAAGAAAAAGUACCUCUUUUCCAGUCCCAUGUCUGGAGUACUUGGACAAGAGGAGUUCGUCGGCACCACUACAACACAAUCUGAUCCGACCUCUCAGUCCGCGGUUCUCCCGCUCUUGGAACGCGAGCCAGGAAUUUCUACAAUUUAUUCGACGUUGAUGAGAGGAUGGACUGUUCUUGAGGAUUUGUGCGAAAUCUUUGACAGGGCAAGGACUUCCGGAUUGCCCGGUGUGAGCGGGAUGUCGGACAAGCACAUAAUGUGUGAUGUCUUGGAAGGAAUCAAUCAGCCAAAUUUCAAUAAGGCAGUCUGCCUGGUGUCGAAUGACGCCGAAGACCUGAUUCGCGGCUGCAAGCAAAUGACUCUCGCCAAAAUGGCCCACAGCCGAGACGAAAUGGUGGUCAAGAUGGCCAAUGAGCUAAACAAGGAAGUCGCAAAUAUCAAGGCUAAGCAUGAGUUCUCCCAACAACACCAUCAGCAAGACCAUAUGAACUUCGACCCAGCGCCCAGCAUGUUUUACCAAGCCCCGGAAUCAGCCUCGCAACGACUCGAGCACUGCGUGAAUGCGGAUUUCCUGAGAAAGCAAGAACUGGACACCAUACAGGCGCUAAGAAAGGAAAUCGCGGUCAAACAGAAUCUUGUCAGACAACUGGAACGCAAACCCGGUUGCGGUGCCGUAGACGGAGCACCGGAAAUUCCCGCAGAACCACGAGCGUCACCCGAUGGAAUGACACGAAUGUCUUGCGCUCAGGACCUGGGACUCCUGCGUUUCACAAUGAAUAAAAUCCUCGACACGCUGGAACAAAAAUAUGAGGAUCUAAGUCUGCGAAAAUGCGACUCUCCGGGAGUUUCACAAGUUUCCUUGAACGAUCCCAAUGGAUCAACGGAUGUGGCUUAUGCGGAAGCACUUCUUCCAUCUCCUCCUCCACACGAUCGUCUUUUCGCUGAAGUGCUUUCGGAAAACAUAACUCAUGGAACGAUGAAUUAUCAAACUCAAAAUGUGACGAUCAACGCUGAAAACUUUAAAGAUAAUCCAUUGUCUGAUUCUGUCAUACGAGGUCGCGUGGAAUACCAUGGAAUGAAGCGCACAGUGAAGUGGUCUUUGAGCCGCCACGUACUAUGA